Messenger RNA from Eutrema salsugineum, 1874 nucleotides. RefSeq names its product F-box/LRR-repeat protein 16. The transcript has a single exon. Gene Ontology annotation, cellular component: SCF ubiquitin ligase complex. The coding region runs from base 91 to 1668 and encodes 525 amino acids. Lineage: Eukaryota; Viridiplantae; Streptophyta; Magnoliopsida; Brassicales; Brassicaceae. Gene Ontology annotation, biological process: SCF-dependent proteasomal ubiquitin-dependent protein catabolic process. Gene Ontology annotation, molecular function: protein binding. The record is from RefSeq and is a predicted model, not a curated record.
GAAAAUGUGAUGAGUCGCGACUCGUGACUCGUGUGACUCAACUGCACCUUAUCCCUUUACUCUCAAUCGGUGGCGCGUGCACCACACAAAAUGGGUCAGGCUCCGUCUUCUCCGGCGGAAUCGAGUGGACGGGAUACUGCUUUGUGGCUCUGGUCUCCGGAGUUUUUCGAUUGUGAAUCGAUUGGUUUCGAGGAUGUUGUUGCAGGCGGACAUCACGAUUUCACGGGAGAUCUACCAGACGAUUGCCUCGCUCAUGUAUUUCAGUUUCUCGGCGCCGGAGAUCGGAAACGGUGUUCUCUCGUAUGCAAACGGUGGUUAUUAAUCGACGGUCAAAAUCGUCACCGGUUAUCUCUUGACGCCAAGGCGGAGAUUCUCCCCUUUUUGCCUUCCAUGUUUAACCGGUUCGAUUCCGUGAUGAAGCUCGCUCUUCGAUGUGAUCGGAAAUCGUUUAGCCUUAGCGAUGAAGCGUUGGUCAUGGUCUCGAUUCGUUGCCCGAAUCUUACUCGGGUCAAACUUCGUGGCUGUCGCGAGAUCACGGACCUAGGCAUGGAAGAUUUCGCUCGAAACUGUAAGAAGUUGAGGAAGCUCUCGUGUGGCUCUUGCAAUUUCGGUGCGAGAGGCUUGAACGCGAUGCUCGAGCAUUGUAAGCUUCUGGAGGAGUUAUCGGUGAAGCGGAUUAGGGGAAUUCACGAAUCGGCCGAGCCAAUUCAGCUUCGUUCGUCUUCUUCACUCAGGUCGAUUUGCUUGAAGGAGCUCGUUAACGGUCAGGUAUUCGAAUCUUUGGUUGCAACAAGAACUUUGAAAAAGCUGAGAAUCAUUCAUUGUUUGGGUAAUUGGGAUAACGUUCUUCAAAUGAACGGAGAUGGGAAUAGUUCCUUAACUGAAAUUCACUUGGAGAGGCUUCAAGUGAGCGAUUCUGGACUCUCUGCGAUAUCUAAGUGCCGAAAUUUAGAGACUUUGCAUAUUGUGAAAACCCCUGAAUGCUCGGAUUUAGGUCUGAUUAGUGUUGUGGAGAGAUGCAAGCUGCUAAGAAAGCUUCACGUUGAUGGUUGGAGAACUAAGAGAAUCGGUGACGAGGGUCUGAUUGCUGUAGCUAAACACUGCUUGAAUUUGCAAGAACUUGUGCUUAUCGGUGUUAAUGCGACCCACAAGAGCUUGUCCGCUAUUGCUACAAACUGUGGGAAACUCGAGCGGUUAGCUCUUUGUGGGAGUGGCACGAUUGGGGAUGUGGAGAUGGCUUGCAUUGCGGAGAAAUGUGUGGCGUUGAGGAAAUUCUGUAUCAAGGGAUGUGCGAUUUCGGAUGUCGGGAUCAAGGCUCUUGCUUUAGGUUGUCCUAAUCUGGUGAAACUGAAGGUGAAGAAGUGUAGAGUGGUUACAGGUGAUGUCAGGGAAUGGCUGCGUGAACGAAGGAGGACACUGGUGGUGAGUAUGGAUGGUGAUGAAACAAAAGGUCCGGUCUUGGUCAAUGAGGAUGAUCAGAGAGGUCUUGAGAUGGUGGUAGAGGAGCCUCCGGUGGCUGAUGGUGGUGGGGAUGCGGAGGUUGCAGGUGGUGCUGGUAAGUUAGCUAUGUUUAAGACAAAGUUAGGUUUACUUGUAAGUAAGAGCUUUGUGGCUUCAACAUUCAGGAGAUGGUCUCAAAGUGAAGCUACUAGUUCUAGUUCUAGUUGAUUACAUGUUUUUAUGAAGGGUUUUGCAUAUCAACCAAAAAAAAACCGCUUCUGUAUUGUUCUUGUUUCUUUGUUAGUUACAAUUCGUUUCCAAAUAUUCAUGCCUUAAAGGUUAUUAUUGCAGCUCUCAUAGUAAGCUCAUGUCUAGAGUCUUCAUGGAACCUUGUAAUUUGAUAACCCUGAAAUGCCGUCAAGCUUCCGUGUGGA